This is a messenger RNA of Rhineura floridana, 3991 nucleotides long. Its product is annotated as broad substrate specificity ATP-binding cassette transporter ABCG2-like. Gene Ontology annotation, molecular function: ABC-type transporter activity; ATP binding; ATP hydrolysis activity. The coding region runs from base 86 to 2179 and encodes 697 amino acids. Lineage: Eukaryota; Metazoa; Chordata; Lepidosauria; Squamata; Rhineuridae. Gene Ontology annotation, cellular component: plasma membrane. The record is from RefSeq and is a predicted model, not a curated record. The transcript is spliced from 16 exons.
AGGCCCUGCAAAUAGGACUUGUUUGGGAGUGGAAGGGGGAGAACCUAGCUGGCUUCUCCGUGGAUUACAGAAAGUGGUCCCUUGGAUGCCCCAUUCAGGGGAAGACUUUGCCUUCUUGCAAACUCUUCAGAAGGCUAGAACUAAAGUUUCACCAUUCAGCCUUUCUUCAACCACCUCCAGUUUUGCAUCUUCGUAUAUUAUCCCAUUCUGCUACUGCUGCCUCUUACACUCACUAAAGGUCAGUAUCCCAAUGUCAGAAUCCAGUACAAAUGGCAUCCCAAGCAAGAAUUUGAUGAAAGCCACUACUGUCACCUUUCACAAUAUCUGCUAUAGAGUGAAGACCAAGAGUGGCUUUAUAGGUUGCCGAAAAACAGUUGAGAAAGACAUUUUGAGAGAUAUCAAUGGGAUAAUGAGGCCUGGACUGAAUGCAAUUUUGGGGCCAACUGGCAGUGGCAAAUCUUCACUACUGGAUAUUUUAGCUGCAAGGAAAGAUCCUCAUGGCUUGAGUGGCAAUGUUCUAAUCAAUGGAGCUCCUCAGCCUGCCAAUUUUAAAUGUAUAUCUGGAUAUGUUGUACAGGAUGAUGUGGUGAUGGGGACCUUGACCGUGAGAGAGAACUUCCAAUUCUCAGCCGCCCUCCGAUUGCCAAAGACUGUGAGCGAGCAAGAAAAGAAGGAAAGGGUUGACCAGAUACUCAAGGAGCUGGGAUUGACAAAAGUGGCCGAUUCAAAGGUUGGAACCCAGUUUAUUCGUGGUAUAUCAGGGGGAGAGAGAAAAAGGACGAAUAUUGGAAUGGAGCUUAUUACUGAUCCUGCAAUCUUGUUCUUAGAUGAACCAACUACUGGAUUGGAUGCUAGCACUGCCAAUGCUGUACUGCUCCUCCUUAAAAGGAUGGCCAGGCAGGGAAAAACAAUAAUCUUUUCCAUCCAUCAACCUCGCUACUCAAUCUUCAGACUGUUUGAUAAAUUGACCUUACUGGCUGCAGGAAGAAUGCUCUAUCAUGGAGCUGCUCAGAAUGCCCUAGAAUAUUUCAAGUCUAUUGGCUAUGAGUGCGAACCAUACAACAAUCCUGCUGACUUCUUUCUGGAUGUCAUUAAUGGAGACUCAACAGCUGUGGCUUCGAACAAAAAUGAUGAAAUUGAUAUAGAUACCAUUGAUGAAUGCACCAGUCAUGAUAAGACAUUGGCAGAGAAAUUAGCAGAGAAGUAUUCUAGUUCUGCUUCCUAUGAAGAAACCAAAACAGAAUUAGAAAAGCUGUCUUUGGGGAACCAAAAGGAGACCACUUUUCGAGAAAUCACCUACACCACUUCCUUCUUUCACCAGCUCAAGUGGGUCUCUAAACGGAUGUUCAAAAAUCUGCUAGGCAACCCACAAGCCUCCAUAGCACAGCUAUGUGUUACCAUUUUCCUGGGAUUAGUCGUAGGUGCCAUAUUCUUUGGGGUGACAGACGAUGCUAGUGGUUUGCAGAAUAGAAUUGGUGCCAUGUUCUUUAUGACCACCAAUCAGUGCUUCAGCAGCAUUUCCGCGAUUGAACUUUUUGUUGUGGAGAAGAAGAUAUUUAUACAUGAGUACAUCAGUGGAUACUACAGAAUUUCUGCAUAUUUCUUCUCAAAGCUAAUGGCUGAUUUAAUACCCAUGAGGACUUUACCGUGCAUUAUUUUCACGUGCAUUGUUUAUUUCAUGUUAGGUCUGAAACCAACAGCAGAGGCCUUCUUUAUAAUGAUGUUUACUCUGAUGAUGGUAUCUUAUACAGCUACUUCUAUGGCGCUAGCUAUUGCCACAGGACAGAGUUUGGUGGCUGUAGCUAAUCUACUCAUGACCAUCACCUUUGUUUUUAUGAUUAUUUUCUCUGGAUUGUUGGUAAAUCUCACCAGUAUACUGCCUUGGCUUUCUUGGCUGCAAUACUUCAGCAUACCUCGAUAUGGGAUGACAGCACUGCAGGUUAAUGAACUUACUGAUCUCAAGUUCUGCAACUUAAGUACAAAUGAAAAUUGGAGCAAUUCUAACUGUUCGGAGGUUACCAAAUUACAGAUGUGCACUGGAGAACAAUAUCUGAAAAGCCAAGGGAUCGAAGCAACUGCAUGGGGCCUGUGGCAGAAUCAUGUUGCACUUGCUUGCAUGAUAAUAAUUUUCCUUACAAUUUCAUAUAUGAAGUUGCGGUUCAUGAAAAAAUUCUCUUAAAGACAAGUCUGUGAUCCAGACUGCCCUGGAGACGUCCUAAGUAGCAGAGCUGUAGGCAUGACUAUUCUCUUCUAUUAAGUCUUCUUUUUUUCUUGAACACGUAAUGGAGAAAAACAGUAUUGCAAAAUAUCUGCAUCUAUAGCACACGCAAAUAUUAUUUUUCUAUAUUGACAUACUUGUUAGUGGCACUUUUACCCUAAGCAGCCAAAAGUUUGAGCAAUAUGGCAGGAUCCAAUCAAGACUGAGCACUUGCAAGCUCUGUAGAUAUAGGUGGGAGAGAGUUAAUCAAGUGCUUAAUUCUCCCAUAGAAACCAAUGGGAUAUAAAGUGCUUAAGUCCAAAAGGAUUAAUAUUAAUUAAAAUGCAGAACAGUUUUUGAGAGGGAUUGUCAUGAAUCGAUACAAUUUAGGAGCAAGAAACUUGGAUUUCUAAAGCUAAGCCCUUUUUGUUCACAGGAUUAUAGAAUACACCUGCUGCUGCUGCUUAGAUAGCACUUCUGGUGUGUUCAGAGCAUGUCACACAGAUUAGCACUAUGCAUAUGAACCUCCUCAUGCGUUCAGUGUAUGACUGGAAGGAGCAAGAAACAGGACUGCAUUUGCAGGUCUCAUUCCCCAUAUUAUGUGUCUCACUGGCCCUGGUCCCCGUUGCAUUUGGCAUGGUGUUUGAAAAGGGGAAAUAUGUGCCUACUGUUGUGUACACUCAGCACCCUCCCUCUCUCCCUUUACACAAAACGUGGACUUCAGGGCCAGGGGGCUUCCAUACGUUCAUUGAAUGUGGGGGUGAAGUGUCAUAUGAAAGCCCCUGUUAAGUCAGUACUGCAUAUACAUGGUUCCUAACACCAAGGUUUGUUUUAGUUUUUAAGAAAGGGAUCUUUGGAAGAGGAUGACUACAUGCAGAGAUUGUGCAGUGGGGGAAGGAGAAAGGGCAUUCAUCCUUUCCUUGCUCCAGAUCACCUCCUUCCCUGAAUGGCUUCCCAUCCACAGACUUUCGUAUCAGCUUGCCCACUCGUACAAAUUGAAAACUAUUAUUUCAUUGCACUAUUUUAUGCAAUAUCUUAUUUCUCUUUCCACCCCAAAUAGGAGCCAAUCAGUUAAUUAGCAUAUAUAAAAUUUAAUUUAGAAAUACCUAUAUUUAGGGCAUCAAAUGAGUGGAAAGGUUUUGCAUACAAAUUAUAACUAAACUGCUAAAGAAUAACUGCUUAGUUAUUAUAUAUUUCACAUAAAGGAUUAUGUUGAAGUGCAAUCAAUUAGAAACAUUACGUAUUUCCUUUCUGUUUUGUAGUCUCUGUGGCUCAUUCUGAGUUUAGGAUGAGAACCGAACCUCAUGAGCUGAGAUAGAUGCUGCAUGGUUUACAGCUCUAAGAUCUCGCCUCUCCCUGACCCUCCGCCACCUCCAUCCCUGAGUCGGUUGAGGUUCUUACUUAAGAUUGUGAGCCUUGCAGAACAAAGGCAGACUGGGUCUGUUGUUUUAUACUGGUACAGCAUCUUGUUUCUGUAGAUACCAUGGAAAUUAAAUAAAUGAAUAAACCAGACGCAGUGAAUUAAUGCAAGCUGUUGCUCCCUAAAACGGCAGUGUUGUCAGCACAUGACAUUUGGCAGGAGUCCAGGGCUCCUCACGCAGCAGGAGCAAGCACCACAUUUUGAAGUACUGAAGUACUAACAUGUCCUCUUUUAAAGAGAAUCCCCCAUUGUAAGACCUCACCUAACUGUGCUAAUGUCCCCCCACAUUCCAAAAAGGGGAGAAAAAAUAGCAACACUAUCUUUAACUGAGCUGAUCGGGGUGGGUGGGGAGUAAACCUGACUAAUGCACUCAA